GUGCUGCUUUCCCAGAGGACAUUCUUGCGACCACCAGAUCGGUACAUGUUGUGAAAUAAUACUUGAGUGCCAAGACAGCUCCAUAAAUAAGUUUUGGGGCAAGGCCACAUUGUACAAGGUGCAGGGCAAGACGGAACGUGCUAGGUAGUCACGGAAGCAACUUGGGCAGGGCCCCGAAACGCGCGCGAACAAUUUUCUGUGCCUGUUGAAGGGACACAGCUUCCCCUCACACCUGGCGCCAUGGGUUCGUUCAAGACCUUCUCCACAAUUUUGGCGGCAUCGCUCGCCCUGUCGUUCCUCUGCCAAGCUCAGGCCGUUGUGAAUACCACAGCAGCAGCGGAGGUCGUGAGGCUAGCAGCCGCCGACCCAGCAGUGCUGGCAGCGGCCAACGGCAUGAUCGUGGCAGUCAGGAACAGCGCUCUUACUAAUGGGCUUUCUACCUUCGAUGUGACUACGCUGGUGGGAGACCCAAAGGUCCAGGUGGCGGUUGUGCCCUUCAUUGAGGCUGCAGCCGCCGCUGCCGGCCCUGCCUGGCUCGAAGUUGUGCCGCAGGCUGUGCCAAUUGCCAAGAACGCCAGCGCAGCGGCCGAGGUCCUGAAGUUGGCACUGGCAGAUCCGGAAGUGCUCGCAGCGGCCAAGACCCUGGUGACAGCGAUUCAGAUUGCCGCGGUGUCAAACCCACUCAACGGAUACAGCGUGGCUGCUCUGGCGGCCAACCCAAGUGUGCGGGCAGCUCUGGUGCCUCUUGUGGCGGCGGCGGCUGCGGCCAGCGGCGUGGAAUGGGCCGCUGUUGACACCACGGAAGUGCUUGCCACGGCCGCGGCUGCGGCGACAGCGCCAGUGGUGGCGCCUGCGGCAGCCGCACUGCCGGCGGCAAGCGUGGCUUCAUUCCAAGCUGCGCUGCCGCAGCUUUCGUCGCUGUUCGGGCGCAAGCUGUCGCAGGUGAUCUUGAACCCGGGCGACCUUUUGGGCCUGCCCACAGAUGCCACAAAGGGAACUCCCUCCACCGCCGACGCAGCUCGCCUCAAUUCUGCCCUCGGCCUCACGGGCCAGCCGACGGCGCAGGACACGGCGUUCCAGCAGGAGCAGCAGAGCGCGCGCGUGAACAACCGCAUGUCAGACGCAGCGACAACCUCCGCAGCGAUGCAGAGCUUCGACGUGAGCUCGCUCAACCCGACCGGCAACAACGUGCGCGCCACGCAGCAGUUCCGGCAGGCCGGUGCCGGAAACGGCGCCGCGGCCACGGCCGGGGCCGGGGCCGGGGCGGCCGCGCCGGCCGCCGGGCUGGCCGCCUACGCGUUCGCGCCGGCGCCGUACGACCCGAACGCCGCGCCCCAGAAGGUCGCUGUGAUGGCGGCUGACGGCAGCUACCAAGUGCAGCAGCCAGCGCAGCAGCAGGCACAGGACGCCACUGCAUAUGAGUCAUCCUCCAAUCUUGCAGCCGCGGACGCAGCUUCACCCGAUACCGCUCAACCUGCCGGCCAGGUGAACGUCAAGCCGGCCAAUCAGGUGGCGCCGAGCCACAUCAGCCAGGGAACAGUGUUGCAGCGGCCCACAACUGACGACACUGCAUCCGCCACUACCGACAACACCGCAGCCGCCACCACGGACUCGGCAGGAAGCUCAACAGCUGCGCAGGACAUCCUGACAUCCCUUGGCGGCGGCCUGGCCGACUCUCCCGGCGUCAGCCCAGCGCCUCAGGGCCAGGCGUUUGACUGGCUGAACCCGAGCCCCAACGCGCCGGCGCUGCCAGCCGACUCCGUCGUGGCACAGCGCAGCGCAUCCGGCGCGGCUGCUCGGCCCCCGGCAUCGCAGGACUCGGCCAACGUGCGCAACUUUGUCAGCCAGGCCGGCUUCACCUCCGCCGACAAGGGCGCCUCCUCCACCGCGGCUUCCGGCGCAGCUGCCGCGCAGCCGCAGGGCCGCCGCAUGCUCGCCGAGCGCAGCCCGCCGCGGCCGCCCGCGCUCGCGACGCGCGUAGCGCAAGCCUUCGGCCAGGCCGCCACGCAGCUGCUGACCAACCCCUCCAAUCCACCCGCAUCCGCCCCUUCCAAUGAAAUUCUCCUGGUCGGCCCCGCGCUCACCCCCAUCGAGCAGCCGCAGCCGCUGCAGGCGGCGCAAGCGCCGUCGGCCGCGGCCGCUGCCGCGGCCGUGCCGGUGCCGGCACCGGCGACGAGCAUGAUCACUGAGGUGUCGGCGGCCGCCAGCAUGGCGGCAGCUAACGCGGCGCGCGGGCCGACGGAGCCGCCGAAGCCGCCGCUGCACGAGCUGGUGGAAGCUGCCACGGAGCUGCCGGCGCGGCUGGGGCUGCUGCCCGCACUGCCGGGAAUGCCAAUGCCGGGAGCGGCGCAGCCGCAGGCGGCUGCCUCGCAGCUGCAGAGCAUGGGCACUCUGCCGGCCACCCAGAGGGGCGCGGUUGUGCCGACACAGCUGAAUGGAGUGGGCAGGAGAAGAUCGUAGCUGUAGAAGGGGUCACAAGAAAAAAGGCCGUGGCAUUGUUGCGGGUGUGCUUGCGAGGGACAGUAUCUUACUCAAGACUUUAGGGCAGUGCACGCAGUAGGUCAGUGAAUGCACAAAGGCAGCAUGACAUUGACAUGCUCAGUAUUAAUGGAGGAAGAACAUAAAGGCAGAAGAAUUGCAGACGACACUACCACUUGUGUUGAUGCUCGGCAGUGCAAAACAUUCAGAAGGAUAUUGAUAUCCAGCAAUAUAUUUGUGUUUGGCCACAAGAAAGAAGGCUCAGAUCGUUGGCUCGUUUUGAAUAAUUUGCCUCCAGAUGUCCAUCCAGAUUACAAGUACAGCUCAGCAGAUAUGCGCUGUGCAAGCUAAAUUGCAUUUUUCACCAAGGCCGGAAGGUUCUACUAGACUCAUUGAGUUCCACACUCCAAUGCAUUCUUGACCAUGCUGAUGCGUGAUAGGCUGAAUACUAAAAACCUCAGUUUCCCUUAUGCGCAGCAAACCAGCAACUGCUUCUUUCCUUCUUGAAAACUGCAUGACAUGCAUGGUGCAUAUCCAUACCAGCGGGGCAGUACACCACUGGAAAGCCCGCGCAGUGAUAAGCAAAAGCCCACCAUCUGCUUCACAAUGAAUUAUUACUAUGCUGAUAAGACACCGGCAGGAACAAUAGUCAUUAUUAACCUCAAGACAGUUGUACAAUGUGUUUCGGCAGUGCUGCUGCUCUCUCAGAGAUAGAGCUGUAUGAGCUCGUCGGAGACUGCUGCAGGUGUGAGCACUCCGAGAUCAGUGAAG
Coccomyxa subellipsoidea C-169 is the source of this 3249-nucleotide messenger RNA. RefSeq lists its product as hypothetical. The transcript is spliced from 12 exons. NCBI's taxonomy places the organism in Eukaryota, Viridiplantae, Chlorophyta, Trebouxiophyceae, Coccomyxaceae. Bases 241 to 2460 code for a protein of 739 amino acids. The record is from RefSeq and is a predicted model, not a curated record.